Messenger RNA from Cucurbita pepo subsp. pepo (vegetable marrow), 540 nucleotides. Lineage: Eukaryota; Viridiplantae; Streptophyta; Magnoliopsida; Cucurbitales; Cucurbitaceae. The record is from RefSeq and is a predicted model, not a curated record.
AAUUCUACUACUCUUCUCAUCUCUUCUACAACUUUCUCUAUAUUUCUUUAGCUCGAGCGUUUACAAUGAAUUCUAAAGCUUUCAUCAUCCUCGGUCUCCUUUUCGCCGUUGUCAUCCUCCUCUCCUCGGAGGAGGCUUCAGCUACCGCAAGAGGUCUAAAGAGCGUUGAAGAAGUCGUGAUGGAGACUAACGGAGAUGGAAUCGAGGAUGACAAGCGUCGUUUCGGGGGAGGCCACCAUGGGCACAGACAUCACCACAGGCACCACCACAGGCACCGCCACCAUUGUCGUCACGGUUGCUCGGCUGAUGAGGAUGUUAAUGAAGAUCCACAAGCCAAGCCUAACAAUUGAAAAUGGUGUUGGUUCAAGUCAAUGUUAUAGUGAUUAUUAUGCUUGAGUUGUUAAGGCUUGUUCGUGUCCAUGUAAGCUUGCCCAACUACAAGGGCAUUAGUUAAUCUCUAAUAAAGAGAUUAAUUGUGUGUAUUUUGAGCUUUAUUGUAUAAGUUAAUUAAAUAAUCAUGUGAAAUAUUGUUCCUAAUAA